Molecule: messenger RNA, 1714 nt
Organism: Hyaloscypha bicolor E
Lineage: Eukaryota; Fungi; Ascomycota; Leotiomycetes; Helotiales; Hyaloscyphaceae
Exons: 1
Coding region: 384-1334 (316 amino acids)
Biological process (GO): negative regulation of transcription by RNA polymerase II; positive regulation of transcription by RNA polymerase II
Molecular function (GO): zinc ion binding; RNA polymerase II cis-regulatory region sequence-specific DNA binding; DNA-binding transcription factor activity, RNA polymerase II-specific
Source: RefSeq, a predicted model, not a curated record
CAAGGAUAUUAUGUUUGGUGUGGCUGAUAGCCCUGUAGCAACGAUCCCGCAAUACAGGUGCCACAUCACGCUAUCCCACACGAACCCCGACCGUCAACCUCCAACCUCUCGCUCCUCAUCCUUUCAAACCACAACAUUUCGCACAAAUAUCUUAUCCGGUCCGGGAACUCCUCCCUUCAACAUUUAUCUCCACCUCUCGUUCACGACCUACGAACGCCUUUUACUGUUCGAAUCAAGCCAUGCCUGUGUCGGGACCAGAGCGGACUCGGAAACUUCAGCUUCCUCAACAUUACGACUUAUAAUCCUCGCCUUACCAUAUGUGACAGUGCUCGAAUUACCAGAAUAUCCCCUUCAUAUCCAACUUCGGAGUUGUAUGGGCCAAAAUGUUGAGAGGCCUUACCCGAACCCCAACGAGAGUCCCAGGACAUCACACGUGUCUGCCAGAUGACCCGAUUGGCGUCGAUAAUACGAGUGGCUUUGGCUUUGACCCCGGAAGCAAAAACAAAGCAGAGAAAGACUUCAGGAAUCAGUCAUUCGCGACGCAGAAUGCGCCUGGGCAGCCUUCUAUGGAGGAUUCGAGCCCCGAGUUGGAGCUUUCCGGUGGUGCAUUACCGUGGCUCAGCGGUCCUUCGAGGCAGGCUUAUGGGCAGGAGACACUAUACUCAAGCUAUCAACCAAGCACCCAAGACGCAUUCUAUAGUCAAAAUGAUGCUAUGCUUCCCUCAAGUCAUAGCUGGGAUGACUCUGGAGAAUAUCCAGAUCAGGCGUGUCUAACCUCACCACCUGUUCUUGAUCCGACUUUCACAAACCCCUACCAAGAACAACAGAUGGCACCACUACAAGAGUACACGCCGACGUCAACAUCUAAUACAGAUUUUACGGACAUCUCCCAAAAUCAUGACAUAUUCUCUUCCAACUCACCAUCAGCGCCAACCUCUCCAUCAGAGGAAUGCGAGCCCACGCAAAGCUUUAACUCCAUACCCAUCACAACCUUACCAUCCAACGAGCCAAACCCACAACCAACUCGCAAAUUAUCACGAGUCUCAAACACAGGAAGUGAAACCCGUGACGAAAUAUCUUGCUCAAAUUGCUCCACGAACAACACCUCUCUAUGGCGAAAAACCCAUGACGGCUUCCCUGUGUGCAAUGCCUGCGGACUCUUUAUGAGGUUGCAUGGAAUACCGAGGCCACUGUCAUUAAAGACGGAUGUUGUCAAGAGACGGAAGCGGGAACGAGUUUCUGGUGCCAGUGCGACGGGAAAGUCGAGGCCGAGAACGCGUGUGUCCAGACAUGAGGCAAAGGUGCUGCCGAUUUCGGAGUACAAGAGCGGGUGAGACGUUGUUGGGCUAAGACACAUCGGAGAAGUUUUUUGAGUGAGGUCGUUGGGAGAGAACAUGGUAUCUCAUUGCUCUGAGCGGGAUGGGUGGGCUCUGAGAACUACGCGUCACGUGUUUCUUACGAUUCGAGGAGGUGGAUGCAUCGAGGAGCAUGGCAGAGAAAGAGAACGGACGUUCAUUUCACGAUUAUCUUUUGUCAUUCAUUCGUCUGGGUAUUCCAAUUAGAUAGGUGGAUAAUGUGGGAAGCAAGGAAACGGGGCCAUGUCGCGAUGGCGACAGUUAAGCGAAGGAAAAGGGGGGCAUAAUCAAUUUAGAAUCAGUUAGGAAACGUUUCCAAAACAUUUGGCAAUAGCAGAGACGAAACUUUUCAAAUUGAG